Messenger RNA from Serendipita indica DSM 11827, 1287 nucleotides. Lineage: Eukaryota; Fungi; Basidiomycota; Agaricomycetes; Sebacinales; Serendipitaceae. The record is from the annotation of a GenBank genome assembly.
AUGACCACUUCGGCACUUUCCCAAGUACCUCCAGAAAUCUGGGAGAUUAUCCACAAAUACUGUAUCUCUGUUCCUCUCUUCUUUGAAACUGAUCCAGCAGUCCAUGGCGUGGAUAGCCUUGUCCAGUAUUACUCAGAAGUCGCCUACUGGCACUCUGAGCGCACAAGAAAUGCGAUGAGGAGAGUCUGCAAGUCUUGGAACAUUGCUUUGGAUACAUUUCGACACCGCUACAUUCGUUUAUCUGAUGUAGCUCAUGGACGCGUACCACUAGAGGCAUUGCCCUUGGCUAUUCGAAUCUUCCUCGAGCCUUACAGCUUUUGCCAAUGCAAAGAGGUAUGCUACCCUGAACGAAGGGUAUUCGGUGAAGCACGCUGGAUGUCCAUCAAGACGCGCAUGGCCAGAAUGCUGGUCGGGGCUACGACUGCGUCACAUGCGCCUUGGAAGCUAGAAAUUUUGGAGGGGCAACUUCAGAUCCCGGACUUUGCAUUGGAGAGGCUUGCAAAUGUUUGUCCAAGAUUGCGCACGCUAACACAGCGGUCGUGCGCAGAGCUCGACAAAUAUCAGCAACUUGUACCACACACUCAAAUGCUGCUUAUGGAUGGGGACUGGGCUGAGGGGUGCGCAAUCACAGGAGGCCUCAAGCUUCCCAAUCUCACCACACUCCUUCUCCGUGGAGAGAUGCAGAACUUUUGCCCUGAAGAAUGGUCAAUACCAUCUCUUCUUCAUCUUCAUCUCGACAUCUUUGGACUCGUACUGGGUCCCGGUGCGACGGAUUUACUGUCUCGCAUUCUUGGUUGCUGGGGCCUCCAUCUUAGGACGCUUACCAUCUCCUGUGAGAGUGACCUCAGAAUGCCUAACAGCUUUUGGUCACUUGUUCCUCGAGUAAGAGAGGUUCAACUCCCUUUUAUAUGGACGCUCGACCCUCCUGUUGGACACCCUCUUCGCGUCGUACGCCUAUCAGAAUCACUUAUGGCCUUUGCGGAGGACUUCUCAGAGAUCGAGCCACGCCUACCGCUUCAAGGCGCUAUCGAGGAUGACCGCAAGUCCUCAAUUCGGCGCAUCGCGCUGCAUGAAUCAUGGCACAACGCUCUAUUGUUUCAUCCUCAGCUUGAUUGGGACAUAUAUACGAGACUGGAACGCUAUUGCAGCGAACGACGGUGGCGCUUUACGGACCGGUUCGGCUCCACUCUUUCCGACUAUAUCCUGAGGCUCAUCGCAAGUACACAAAAUCCGCCCGAGAGAUAUCUCCAAACAAACACGAAUCCACGUCGUUUAAUGUCCUUUUGA